Danaus chrysippus (African queen) is the source of this 1590-nucleotide messenger RNA. The record is from the annotation of a GenBank genome assembly. Lineage: Eukaryota; Metazoa; Arthropoda; Insecta; Lepidoptera; Nymphalidae.
AUGGCCAAACCAAUAAGUGAUUUCAAGGAAUGGAUGUUUCGACAACCACCAAGCUAUGUUCAAUUGCCUAUUACCGAAUACCCUGAAUACAAUAUGCCUCGAGCCGUCAAAGAUGCUGUUUUUGUUAAAGUACCAACAGAGCCCCUUACUGGAAAAAUUGAUCUUGUAUGUGUGUCCAAUGAUGCAUUGACUAACAUUCUUGAUCUUGAUCCUGUAGCAGCAGCAAGUGAAGAAUUUGUUGAAUUCAUAAAUGGCAAAUAUUUACCUCAAGGUGCUCUGAGUGUAUGUCAUGGAUAUGGUGGGUAUCAAUUUGGUUUUUGGGCUGACCAGCUUGGAGAUGGCAGGGCACAUAUUCUUGGUGAAUAUGUUAAUAGUAAAGGGGAGUUAUGGCAGUUGCAGUUAAAGGGUUCUGGCGAGACUCCUUUUUCUCGUUUUGGUGAUGGUCGUGCAGUACUCCGAUCCUCACUGCGUGAGAUGGUCGCCAGCGAGGCAUGCCACCACCUUGGCAUUCCCACCACCAGAGCCGCAGCACUGGUUGCCAGUGAUUCCCACAUGGUGAUGCGAGACAAGAGUUACUGUGGUCUGAACCGUCCCGAGCGCGCGGCCGUGGUUCUCCGACUGGCACCUAGUUGGAUGAGGAUUGGAAGCUUCGAGUUAAUGCACCGAAGGCAACAGACAGACAUGCUGCUUCAACUAGCUGAUCAUGUAAUAAAGCAUUUCUUCAGCCACAUUGAUCUUAAUGAUAAAGACAAAUAUGUGAAGUUUUUCACAGAGGUGGCUCACAAGAACCUGGACAUGGUUGCCACCUGGCAAGGGCUGGGCUUCACUCAUGGGGUUCUAAACACAGACAAUAUAAGUAUAUUGGGCCUGACCAUUGACUACGGGCCGUUUGGGUUUAUAGAACACUAUUAUGAGAACUAUGUCCCAAACACAUCCGAUGAUAUGGGAAGAUAUGCAUUCAACAAACAACCAGAGAUCUUGCUGUGGAACUUGGGAAAAUUUGCAGAAGCAUUACAAUUAAUUCUUUGUGAUGAGAGUAAAAAGAAAAUUAAAGAUGUUAUUGAAACUUUACAACCGUAUGUUAAGGAUAAAAUACUUCAUACUUAUAUUCGAAAACUGGGUCUCACUGAAGUAAGAGAAGGUGAUGAUGCAUUGGUGAAGGAUUUCCUUGAGAUGAUGCAACAAACUUCAUCUGAUUUCACUGGCAGUUUUAGACAAAUUUCUGAGAUUAAUUUGAAUCAGCUACUAGAUAAGGAAACGCUUGAAUCCAAGUGGUCUUUAGCAAGGCUGAGUAAAUCCAAGGAUUGGGAGAAGUGGGUUCAGCGAUACAAGGAUAGAUGUUGUCAAGAAAAUGUGAACGAAGAUGAGAGAGUGAAACAUAUGCUCAAAGUAAAUCCACUAUACGUCCCCCGGAACUGGAUCUUACAGGAGGCUAUUAAAGAUGCAGAGGAUAAUGAUUACCACAAGGUAAGAUUGUUACUUGAAAUCUUUACUAAUCCGUUCAUAGCGAACGAAGAAGCUGAAAAAUUGGGAUACUCAUCACAACCACCAAGCUGGUCCUUUGGCCUCAAAUUGAGUUGUUCCAGUUAA